Messenger RNA from Boleophthalmus pectinirostris (great blue-spotted mudskipper), 1328 nucleotides. RefSeq names its product ribosome production factor 1 homolog (gene rpf1). The transcript is spliced from 9 exons. Lineage: Eukaryota; Metazoa; Chordata; Actinopteri; Gobiiformes; Gobiidae. The record is from RefSeq and is a predicted model, not a curated record. The coding region runs from base 1 to 1071 and encodes 356 amino acids. Gene Ontology annotation, cellular component: preribosome, large subunit precursor; nucleolus. Gene Ontology annotation, biological process: maturation of 5.8S rRNA; maturation of LSU-rRNA. Gene Ontology annotation, molecular function: rRNA primary transcript binding.
AUGGAUAUUACCGAGGUUCCUGUGAGUGAGCAGAGUAAAGGUAAGAAAAAGAAGAACAAGAAGAUGAAAACGCAGAGAGUGAGUGAGGAAGCAGACCCCCACGACGGCGAUGUUGACACGAAAGACGGUGUGAAGCUUGAGAAGACUGAACCUGGUCCUGCAUUCCCCCCAACUUUCAGUGUGUCCGAAAUCAAGAACAAACAACGCAGGCAUCUCAUGUUCAUGAAGCUGAAGCAGGACAAAAGAAAACAAAAGAUGAUGCUGAAAAAAAAGAAGAAGAAAGAGCGAGAGGCUUUAGGUGACAAGGCACCUCCAAAAGAAGUCCCAAAGACCAUUGAAAAUCAACGGGUUUAUGAUGAAACUACAGUUGAUCCAGAUGAUGAAGAGGUCAAAUUUGAUGAGGAAACGGAUGAAUUUGCUGCAUACUUUAAUGGACUGACAAACCCCAAAGUCCUCAUCACAACAUCAGAUCGACCAAGAGGAAGAACAGUAAGGUUUUGCGAGCAGCUAGCAACAGUAAUUCCCAAUGCCCAUGUGUAUUACCGAAGAGGUUUGGCUCUAAAAAGAAUCAUCCCACAGUGCAUUGCAAGAGACUUCACCUACCUCAUGGUCAUCAACGAGGACCGCAAAGUGCCCAAUGGAUUGGUGCUCUGCCAUUUACCCGAUGGCCCAACAGCACACUUCAAAGUCAGCAGCGUUAGACUACGAAAGGAGAUAAAGAGACGUGGCAAGGAUCCAACAGACCACCACCCAGAGGUCAUUCUAAAUAAUUUCUCUACUCGUCUGGGCCACAGCAUUGGCCGGCUGUUUGCUGCACUUUUUCCACAGGAUCCCCAGUUUGUGGGUCGGCAAGUCGCUACUUUCCACAAUCAGAGAGACUUCAUCUUUUUCAGAUUCCACAGAUACAUCUUUAAAAAUGAGAAGAAAGUUGGAAUUCAGGAGCUAGGACCUCGCUUUACACUUAAACUCCGCUCUUUACAGAAAGGCACAUUUGAUUCAAAGUUUGGAGAGUAUGAGUGGGUCUUGAAGCGUCAUGAGAUGGAUUCCUGCAGAAGAAAGUUCCAGCUUUAAAUGAAGAGCACUACAUUUCCUCAAAGUUGGACUAUACGAUUUUUGUGGACCUUCAAAAAGGAGACUGGACUCGGAAAUGUGUAACAUUUGUAAGGUCGCUCUUAGCGCUUGGAAAUUCAAAACCAAUGAACACUGGUGGAUGCCUGGUUUAUGCAAGAUUCCAUGUGGCUUCUAAGGCUUUAGUCUAGAGUACUUUGUUGGAGAGUUGUGUGGCAGGAGUGCUAACGAGCUUCACCAUUAAAGAAAGUUACACAAAA